Chanos chanos (milkfish) is the source of this 5556-nucleotide messenger RNA. RefSeq names its product myogenesis regulating glycosidase (gene myorg). Lineage: Eukaryota; Metazoa; Chordata; Actinopteri; Gonorynchiformes; Chanidae. Gene Ontology annotation, biological process: carbohydrate metabolic process; skeletal muscle fiber development. The record is from RefSeq and is a predicted model, not a curated record. The transcript is spliced from 3 exons. Bases 263 to 2317 code for a protein of 684 amino acids. Gene Ontology annotation, molecular function: hydrolase activity, hydrolyzing O-glycosyl compounds.
UAGAGUUCGAGUUUGACUGAACGAAAUAUACAAGGGAAAUGAAACAAGAUAGCAGUACUUGAAUGAAAAAAAGCCCAUAAGCUGAACUUAUUUCUCAGUCUGUCAUAUAUGCUUUACCAUUCAGACUUCCAUCAAGCUUAUGCCCUUCAACAUCUCACGAGCGACAGAACUGCGUCGGCCUGUGCAGUGUGCUUAACUGUUCACGUUUAAAACUUCAACCAAAUAGUAAUAAUUACCGUUGAAUGUCAAAGAAGUGGCCACCAUGUACCAAGUUGUCCCAGGAGGAGCCUUGGGCACGACCACCGAUGGCGUGAUGCUUAAGAAAAUGGACAAGGACAGUCGCCCUCUGGUGGGUGCUGGAGUCCUUGGUGUGGUUCUGGUGAUUGCUGCAGUGACAGCCUGGUGUUAUUAUAUUGCCUCUCUGCGUAAAGCUGAACUUCUAAAGACUGAACUCUUGGAUCUCAAUAAAGAUGGCUUCCUCAUCCGGAACCAGGCAGGUGGCACAGUUUUCAGGAUGGCAUUCAGGUCAGGAACUCUUGACUUGGAUUCAUGCUCUAAAGAGGGACACAUACUUAGCUGCACGCGCUCAGGUGCUGGUAGGCUGAAUUUCUUCAUCCAGACGGUGCGUCCUAAGGAAACCGUGAUGUGUUACCGCGUACGCUGGGAAGAACUGGAGUCUGACCGACCUGUUGAACAUGCCAUGUCUUAUAAUGGCUCACACUGGUACGGUGGUGCAGAAAGUGCAGUUCAGCACUGGCCCAUUGCCAUCUCAGGACAGCAGGAACCCAAGCCCUUCGUAACCGGUGAUGUUUAUUCCAAUCGUCAUGACUUUGGUGGCAUCCUGGAGCGCUACUGGCUGUCCUCCAAUGCCACUGCCAUCAAGAUCAAUGACUCUGUUCCCUUUCACCUAGGCUGGAAUGAUACAGAGAAGACCUUGUACUUUCAGGCACGCUAUCAAGACAGCUCUUACAAACCUAUGCUUGGUGAGCCACCCUAUGCUGAGCUCAGCUACCGUGUGUGUGUCGGCUCUGAUGUCACUUCGAUCCAUAAGUACAUGGUUCGCAGGUACUUCAACAAGCCUAAUAAAGUGCCAUCCAAAGCCAUGUUUCGUCACCCUAUUUGGUCCACGUGGGCAUUACAUAAAACUGACAUUAAUCAGGAGAAGCUGUUGAAGUAUGCCAAGGACAUACGCAAACAUGGUUUCAACUGUAGUCAUCUAGAGCUGGAUGACCGCUACACAAGCCGCUAUGGGGAAUUUGAAUUUGACCCCGAAAAAUUUCCAAACGCUUCCGACAUGUUUCAUAAGUUGAAGUCAGAUGGCUUCCUGGUAUCCCUGUGGACACAUCCUUUUGUCAACUAUGAUUCAGCAAAUUUUGGGCUAUGCGUAGAAAAGGGUCUGUUUGUGAUGGAGCCCACAGGCCAGUUGCCAGCCCUUGUGCGCUGGUGGAACGGUAUUGGAGGCAUUUUGGAUUUCACCAAUGCAGAGGCGCGUAACUGGUUUUCUUCUCACCUUCGUGCACUGCGCUCCAAAUACGGCGUAUCCUCCUUUAAAUUAGAUGCUGGAGAGACCACCUACUUGCCCUGGAAAUUCAGAACACGUGCCCACCUUCCAGACCCCAGCAGCUUCAGUCGCCGCUACACAGAAAUGGCGAUCCCUUUUAAUGAGCGUGCAGAGUUACGUACGGGGUACCAGUCGCAGAACAUCUCCUGCUUCUUUAGGCUCAUAGACCGUGACUCAGUGUGGGGCUAUGAGCUAGGCCUUAAGUCCCUCAUCCCGACUGUUCUCACCAUCAGCAUUCUGGGCUACCAGUUCAUCCUGCCAGAUAUGAUUGGAGGCAAUGCCUACCCUAACCAUACAGAUGGGAAUCAUAGACUUCCAGACAGGGAACUCUACAUUCGUUGGCUAGAACUUUCUGCCUUUAUGCCUUCCAUGCAGUUCUCCAUUCCGCCAUGGGAGUACGGUGAUGAAGUCGUGGCAAUCGCCCAACGCUUCACUGCCCUCCAUGAGACUCUCGUGGCGCCAAGAGUCCUGGAACUGGCAGGGGAAGUGCUGGAUACAGGAGACCCCAUCAUACGCCCUUUGUGGUGGAUAGCCACCAGUGAUGAAACUGCUUACAAAAUAGACUCCCAGUUCCUGAUUGGAGAUGAUCUGAUGGUAGCUCCAGUGCUUGAACCAGGCAAACAGGAGAGAGAUAUCUAUCUACCGGCUGGUCGAUGGAGGAGCUAUAAAGGGGAAUUGUUUGAUAACAAGGGGCCUGUGCACCUUACUGAUUAUCCUGUAGACUUGGAUGAAAUUGCUUAUUUUGUUUGGGUUUAAUAAGCAUAUUAAAUUGGAUUAAGUCAGAUUAUUUUUUGAGAUGAGUCAAGAAAGGAAAUUCUGAGACACUUUUGUGUCUUUUGUCUUCCAAACAAACUUUUUUGCUUGUAGUUUUUUGAUUUUGUCAGGGAGAAAGGAUUAAAUCCUUUUCAUAAUGAAUUCAGGUUUGAUUUGUAAGGUGUGUAGAUGCAUGUGUUAAAAAAAAACCUCCCUCCAGUAUGUGAAGCUCUCAUUUUUGUCGCGUAGUUCUUCAUUACUUGCCUUUAAGACCGUAAUGUUAUCCUGUUUUACAGAUAACUCAUAGGGAAGGUAAGAAAAUUCACAUGCAUGAACUUGUGCCUUGUAUUUAAUGAAAAGUGUAUCCAGAAAUGCAGGUUUAUGCUUUAUGAGAGAGAAAACAUUUCAGCAGAGACAUGUUUCCAUAUGCCCCACAGAGGAAAAAAUGACGCAGUGAUACACAGAUAAGGUUUUUUUAUUUUUAAGGAAUUGCAUACAACAAUUGAGAUGAUCAAACUAACAGAUAUGAUCUUUUUAGUUUUCCCAUUACAGAUUUGUAAACGGAGAGGAAAAUCUAAGCAAUCCGCAAGUGUAUUUUAGUGUAUGUUAGUGUAUUUUGAUUCACAAAAUUAGUGCCAUUAGACAGAAUUUAUGUAUUUUAAACAGGCCAAAUCUUUAGCAGUUCAGGUUGUUUUUCCCUGAUGUUUUUGGUUUUGUAAAUUUACAUAAAAAGUGUCUCAGAAUGCUUUGAGUAAAUAACAAAUAACUUGCUUUAGCAUGUUCUCUGAAAAGGAUGUUUCAGAAUUUGGCAUGUUCAGUGAACCAAACAUAAUCUGCCUCUCUCCUGUCCAGUGAGCAGUGACAUGGAAGCAGGGGGAUUGGACACACCUUUAUGGAUACAGGGCGCUCAGUUGCAUGCCUCUGCCUUGCAGUUAUGUCACUGAUCAGUUAUGUCACUUUUUAAUCUUUCUGAACUGCAUCAAUAUAAUGAUUUCAGUGAGUGCCAAAUGCAUUUCUGCAGUUAAGCUCUGCCGUCCGACCGUGCUAAACCUCAUCCUAAAAACCCAUUUAUCAGGUCAUACAUCGAAUACUGCCACAUUUAUUGCUUGUUUUACACAGUCUCCUAAGCGUGUUUCAUGUGUCAUAACAUGUAUUUAGGCUCUGCACAUAGAGUUCUUGCCAUUUUUAUGUGACUUUUUUUUGUUGUUGUUGUAAUUUUUAUUUUAAAAAUUUUGUAAUGAUACUAAGGCAGUGCACUAAAUAUUUUGUAGAUUAAUCUUCAGUUUUAAUGGAUAUGUCUGUCAUUCGUCUGUCACCUUUGUUUUUGUGCUUUCCCGAGAGUCAGCAAAGCCUCCAGCCCUUGUUAAUCUUCUGUCACAUAGUCUAUUUUUAGGUCUUCCCACACAGCUGUAAUAUUACACUCAUCAAGUCGACUUUAACAGUUUGCACACUGUGAAACGAUAAGCUUUUUAAGGACUGAACUUUGUGAACUGUAGAGGUCAACGGAGGAAACAAAGCUGCUGUUGUUUUUGUCUUUAGAAUUUCAUCAAAUAUGCAGAAACAUGAAAAUGUCUUUUAUGACAGGAUCGAAUCUCAAAGCGCUCCGUGUGAACACACACAUAAUGAAGUCAAAACUGUCGUUUCACUUUUACAGUUUUCUGUUUGAUGUGUUGUAAUGAGUGAUCUGCUUACCACAUAGUGUACCGUUAUUUAUCUGACAGACCAUUGAUAAACCAUGGAGUGCUGACGUUACGGAAAGCCUCCGAAACUAAAUGAAUGUCGGCUACUUACAAACUGGAAUUUCUGCCUGUGUCAUGAUGCAAACAGAUGAACCGAUAAGAGUGUGUUAUAGAUAGAGCAAGAAAGCUGCUGCAUACCUCGUUUGAAUGAAAUUCUACUUCUACUUCUUCCUCCUCUUUUUCUUCCUCUUCUUCUUCUUCUUCUUCUUCUCUCUUCACAAAUUCAUUCAUGAAUAUGAAUGUAUGUGUGAAAUGAGCCGAAAUGAGACUGGUUUUUGGAUUGUAUUUUGAAUGAAACAGAGGCGGUUGCGAUGUUCUUUGUGAAAGAGCAAUGAAAUGCAAAUUUGUGGGAAUGUAUGCCAUUCUCAUUAGUGGGUGUAAAAAAGAUGGGCUGUCCUGUCAUUGGUUUUUAAUACUUUUUGCUUUAAUCUGCAGUUCAGUCAGUGCUUUAAGUUCAACUAAUGUCAUUUCAGACGCUUUUGUCAAAACUUAACUCGUUUUGGAAUUAACCAAGGAAACUUAUUUUUCUACUCAUAUCUUGUAAUACAUGUUUUGUAAUACUCAUGAAUAUAUUUUAAGACUCAGCACAGGAAAAAAAAAAAAGUGCCAGAUUAUCAUCUAAUUAGUUUUUUUUUUUUCUUGGUGGUGGUGUUUUAAUUUUAUUAUAAUCCUCUGAGGUUGAAAAAGUGUUCAGUAUUUUAUGAGAAUUAAUGUCGGUGUCUAACUUUUAAGCAAGCAUAUCAUUGAGAUGAAUAUGACUAUAAACUCAAUUUAAUAUUAAAAUAAUUUGUUUGCUAAACCUGGACUUCAUCCCAACUGUGCAUAAUUGUAAUUGUUCAGGUGCCCCCAAUUCUGUAAGCCUUAACUCUUAACUUCACAGCUAAUUCAGGCACUGAUGCUAUAUUUAUGUCUUCCACGAGGGGGGAGUAUGUGCUCAUUCUAUUAGCAUUGCUACACUGUCAGUACACACAUGGUUCCCCUGCCUCUGACGGGAAUGGCACAGUAGAAGAAAGAGUCGUAAACCUUUUGAACUUUUCCCAUUGUUCUCCUUUUGCAGUCAAAUUAAACAUUUUUUUGUCAUUUUCUUGAUUAUGUUAACGUUUUUCCCAUUAUUUUUCCCGAGGCCGUCAAAGUCUUUCUCAUGUUUCAAAUUAAAGUGUCAUGUAUUGAAAAUACAUUCCAUAAUGCUGGUCUUACGGUGUCAUCUUUGUGCAUCUUUGCAUCCGUUUAAAAAAAUUCUGUGAACUUGCCAGCUGAUACAUGUGAGUUAUGACACUGACUUUCUCCACUGUAUUAAUUCAUUUGAAUUUGGUUUCUUAGGUCAUGAGUUAUGGUGUUGACUUUCUCCACUGUAUUAAUUCAUUUGAAUUUGGUUUCUUUGGUCAUGAAUAAUAUUUAUUUGCCAUUGUACUUCACUGCUUGCUCUCCCAAACCCAGUUGCUUCAUCUGGGUUACAACUGCUUUUUCAUUUUGGUGUUACUGCUUGAUGAAAAAUAAAAGGAA